Messenger RNA from Talaromyces marneffei, 546 nucleotides. RefSeq lists its product as uncharacterized. The record is from RefSeq and is a predicted model, not a curated record. Lineage: Eukaryota; Fungi; Ascomycota; Eurotiomycetes; Eurotiales; Trichocomaceae. The transcript has a single exon. Bases 1 to 546 code for a protein of 181 amino acids.
AUGUCUCGAGCGACCGAAUUACCAGCAGGGCCCGUCGUGGGCGCUAGGAUUAUCAACGAUGCCAGCGAAGCAACAACACAGAACCGCCACUUGGCCGCCGGGUCACAAAAUGCAUUGACAACCUCGCCAACGAUCACAUCCCUCCCAGGAACUACAGCAGAAUUCGACCCUCACGUGGGCGCUAAGCCGUGCUCGCCCUUUUAUUCACACGAUACCAACAACAAUUCACUCGAGUAUCUCAAAAAUGAAAGCACAAUAACGGCGCAACGAUAUGGCUCGAACGACUUGGAGAGUGGCACGCCAUCUACACCGCAGAAGCAAUCGUUAGAAGUGCACGGGAGGUGUCGACCUUCGAAGUUGUGGAUGCAGAAGAAGAGGAAAUGCGACUGCAUGUCAUCACUGACCAAGAGGCAGCGAUUGUACGUCAAGCUUGUACUGGCAUUGUUUAUUGUUGGUGCCAUGAUCGGCAUUGCGAUGGGGAUCACAGUUGCCGUGGGAGGAGGAGUCUGGAAGUCGGCCAAUGUUCGGGGCCCGUUUGGAAGGUAG